Impatiens glandulifera is the source of this 891-nucleotide messenger RNA. RefSeq names its product probable CCR4-associated factor 1 homolog 11. The record is from RefSeq and is a predicted model, not a curated record. The transcript has a single exon. Gene Ontology annotation, cellular component: CCR4-NOT core complex; CCR4-NOT complex; P-body. Gene Ontology annotation, molecular function: poly(A)-specific ribonuclease activity; nucleic acid binding. NCBI's taxonomy places the organism in Eukaryota, Viridiplantae, Streptophyta, Magnoliopsida, Ericales, Balsaminaceae. The coding region runs from base 1 to 891 and encodes 296 amino acids.
AUGGCCUCCAACAAUAGAAUUUGUGAAGUUUGGAACUAUAAUAUUUGUGAAGAGAUGGACAUGAUUUAUAAAAUCCUUCCUUUCACACCGUUUGUGUCAUUUGAUACGGAAUUCCCCGGCACUAUCUACAAGCCCUACGUUCCAAACUAUUGUCUUUCAAGUCUACCUCCUGAGACUAACUAUUUUUAUAUGAAGGCCAAUGUAGACGCCCUCAAGUUAAUCCAAUUUGGUCUAACAUUGUCAACUUCUCCCGACCCUCUUUCCGGAUUUGUACAUUCGUUUGUGUGGCAGUUUAACAUAAAGGAUUUUGACGUUGAUUCAGAUGUUCACAACUCAGACUCUAUAGCACUUUUAAAGAAUCAGGGUAUUGACUUUGCAAGAAACAAAGUAGAUGGUAUUGAUUCGGGAUUGUUAGUCUCUAUGUUGACGGAUUGUGGAGUGUUGGGUUCUAAGAUUCCACGCGCUUGGAUCACUUUUCAUGGUGCCUAUGACUUUGGAUUCAUCGUCAAGAUUCUAACCGGAAGUCUCCUUCCAUCAGAUCCGGUCAUGUUCAUGGUUCUAGUCAGGCAAAUAUUCGGGGAAUCAGUUUUCGACCUCAAACACGUUAUGAAAUCUUUCAAUGGACUCUACGGUGGGUUAGACAGAUUGGCGAAUACUCUUCAAGUGGAAAGAAGACCGGGCACUCAGAGUCAUCAGGCUGGUUCAGAUAGUCUUCUUACGAUGGAAGUAUUUUGUAAACUCCGACAAGAUUAUUUGAAUAAACUUCCCCCUUGCAAAAUCAAUGGAUUCAAAAACAUUAUUCAUGGACUUGAAUUAUCUUCAAUUCAUUCAUAUCAGCUUCAGCCUCAACCUCAACCUCAACCAGCUCAUUAUAUUCUUAUACCUCUUUAA